Molecule: messenger RNA, 4052 nt
Organism: Heterocephalus glaber (naked mole-rat)
Lineage: Eukaryota; Metazoa; Chordata; Mammalia; Rodentia; Bathyergidae
Source: RefSeq, a predicted model, not a curated record
UGAACAACAGAAGGCGCGGGAGGCCGCGGCCCCACCAAGCGAGGCGGGGCGUACUGCGCUCCCCACCUGAGACCCAGGCUUUCCUGAGCCGGUGUCCAGCUCUUAUGUAAAGUGGAUGUUUCUCACACUUGAUACCGAAUAUCAAGUAGAUAAUCUAUUUAAUAAAAAUCUAAGCUGCCAUGGAGGAAAUACCAGUAAAAGUUGCUGUAAGAGUUAGACCUCUGCUUUGCAAAGAAGUUCUUCAUAAUCAUCAAGUUUGUGUGAGAGUUAUUCCAAACACCCAGCAAAUUAUCAUUGGAAGAGAUAGAGUCUUUACUUUUGAUUUUGUUUUUGGCAAAAGUUCCACUCAAGAUGAAAUUUAUAAUACGUGUAUAAAACCCCUGGUGCUGUCACUCAUUGAGGGGUAUAAUGCAACUGUUUUUGCCUAUGGACAAACCGGAUCUGGGAAGACAUACACCAUUGGAGGAGGCCACGUUGCUUCAAUUGUGGAGGGUCAAAAGGGUAUCAUUCCUCGAGCGAUCCAAGAAAUAUUUCAAAACAUCUCUGAAAAUCCUAGCAGUGACUUUAAUAUAAAAGUAUCCUAUAUAGAAGUAUACAAGGAGGACCUAAGAGAUCUUCUAGAAUUGGAGACCUCCAUGAAGGACCUGCACAUUCGAGAAGAUGAAAAAGGAAACACAGUGAUUGUUGGCGCCAAGGAGUGCCAUGUGGAGGGCGUGGAUGAGGUGAUGAGUCUUCUGCAGAUGGGGAAUGCUGCCCGACACACAAGCACCACCCAGAUGAACGAGCACUCCAGCAGGUCCCACGCAAUUUUCACCAUCAGCGUCUGUCAAAUAGAAAGAAAUCCAGGGGCGGGUGAAGGUGGAUCAUGGUAUUCAUAUCGGCGCAUUGUCUCAAAGUUUCACUUUGUGGAUUUGGCUGGAUCAGAAAGAGUAACCAAAACGGGAAAUACUGGUGAACGGUUCAAAGAAUCCAUUCAAAUCAACAGUGGGUUGUUGGCUUUAGGAAAUGUGAUCAGUGCCCUUGGGGACCCACGCAAGAAGAGCUCACAUGUUCCAUACAGGGAUGCUAAAAUUACCCGGCUCCUGAAAGAUUCCCUGGGAGGCAGCGCCAAGACUGUCAUGAUCACAUGUGUCAGCCCAUCCUCCUCAGAUUUUGAUGAGUCCUUAAAUUCUCUCAAAUAUGCCAACAGAGCACGGAACAUUCGAAACAAACCCACUUGGAACUUUAGCCCUGAGUCAGUCCAUAUGGAUGACAUGGAAUUUGAGAUUAAGUUGCUUCGAGAAGCUUUGCAAAGCCAGCAGGCUAGUAUCAGUCAAACUAGCCAGAUCCCUCAAGAGGGCACACCUGAUAAAAACAGGAUCCAUUCUCUUGAAGAGCAAAUAGCUCAGCUACAAGGGGAAUGUCUAAGCUAUCAAAAUUGUAUAGAGAAGGCCUUUACCUUCCUGGUAGACUUAAAAGAUGCUGUCAGACUAAACCAACGGCAGCAGCACAAACUUGACGAGUGGUUUAACAUGACUCAGGAUGUCAGGAAGGCUGCCCUCUCCUCAUUCCGAGGAAGCCAAAGCUUUGGAAACCAGGAGGAAGGACCCCAGCACAGCACAGUUCUCCAGCUGAAGAGGGAGCUUAAGAAAUAUCAGUGUGCUCUCGCUGCUGAUGAAGUAAUAUUUAAUCAGAAGGAACUAGAAGUGAAGGAACUGAAGAAUCAAGUACAGAUGAUGGUACAAGAAAACGAAGAACAUGUUGUAUCUUUGGAAGAAGCACAAAAAGUGAAUAGAUUACAGAAUGAAAAAAUAAUAGAACAGCAACUUCUUGUGGAUCAGCUGAGUGAAGAACUAACAAAACUUAAUGUGUCAGUGACUUCUUCAGCAAAGGAAAAUUGUGGAGAUGCGCCCAGUGCCAGGGUCUAUGAGGAGAGACCACACACUGUACUGUGUGAUUCUCACUUGGGGCAUUAUAUUUAUAUCCCAUCAAGACAAGAUUCCAGGAAGGUCUACUCAAGUCCUCCUAUAUGCUCUGUGGAUCAAGUAUUUGCUGGAUUUCGAACACGAAGUCAGAUGUUGUUGGGUCACAUAGAAGAACAAGAUGAAGUCCUCCACUGCCAAUUUUCUGAUAAAAGUGAUGAUGAAGAAUCAAGUCAAGAGAAACCCAGAAUUAGAAGUCGCUCAUGGGAUAAAAAACCAGAUUCUGUUUGUUCUCUUUUUGAGUUGAAUGAUACUCAGGAUGAAACACAAAACUCAAAUUUGGAGAAUGAAGAUUUACAGAUUGAAUGUCUCCAGGAGAGUCAAGAGUUGAAUUUACAAAAGUUAAAGAAUUCAGAACUCAUACUUAAUAAAGUUAAACAAAGAAUGAAUGAACUUACAAUUAACAUCAAGAUGAAGGAAGAUCUGAUUAAAGAACUAAUAAAAACAGGUAAUGAUGCCAAGUCUGUGAGCAAACAGUAUUCUCUGAAAGUAACAAGACUGGAGCAUGAGGCAGAACGGGCAAAAGUCGAGGUAACUGAGACAGGAAGGAAGCUGGAGGAGCUGGAGAACAAAGACCUUUCUGAUGGUGCAGUGAAGAUAAAACUGCAGAAAGAAUUCCGCAAAAAGAUGGAUGCUGCAAAGCUGAGAGUCCAGAUCUUACAGAAGAAGCAACAGGAUAGUAAGAAAUUGGCAUCACUGUCGAUCCAAAAGGAGAAACGUGCUAAUGAACUAGAGCAAAAUGUAGAUCAUUUGAAGUAUCAAAAGGUACAGCUGCAAAAGAGACUUCGAGAAGAAAAUGAUAAAAGGAGACAACUGAAUGCAGAAAUUAAGCAGGAUCAGCAAAAAAUCAAAGAACUACAAUUAAAAACAGGACAGGAAGAAGGUCUGAAACUGAAGGCUGAGGACCUUGAUACAUUUACCUUGAAAACACAGAAAAGACCUUUUGGAAGUAAAAACCAACUCCAGAAAUUGGAUGAGCAAAAGAAAUGGUUGGAUGAAGAAGUAGAGAAAGUUCUGAACCAACGCCAAGCAUUAGAGGAGCUGGAAGAAGACUUAAAGAAACGGGAGGCCAUACUUUCUAAGAAGGAGGCCCUGCUACAAGAAAAGAGCCAGCUGGAAAGUAAGAAGUUGAGAUCUAGUCAGGCCUUAAACACAGACAGUUUAAGAAUAUCAACUCGCCUGGACUUCCUGGACCAAGAGUUGUCUGAAAAGAGUAUGCAGCUCCAGAGCAGCACAGCUGAGGAGAAAACGAAAAUUUCAGAACAAGUCCAAGCCCUUCAGAAAGAAAAGGUUCAACUACAGAGACGAAAAAACAGUGUGGACCAGAAACUUAAAAACGGUAGCGUGCUGUCCCCUGAAGAGGAACAUGUUCUUUUCCAACUUGAAGAAGGGAUUGAAGCAUUGGAAGCUGCAAUUGAAUACAAGAAUGAGAAUAUCCAGAGUCGCCAGAACUUGCUUAGAGCAUCAUUCCAAAAUCUCUCUCAUAGUGAAGCAAAUGUCUUGGAAAAACUAAUUUGCCUAAGUCCUGUUGAGAUUAGAGCUAUUCUUUUGAGAUAUUUCAAUAAGGUGGUUAAUUUACGAGAAGCUGAACGGAAACAACAGUUACAGAAUGAAGAAAUUAAAAUGAAAGUUCUGGAACGAGAUAAUAUGAUUUGUGAGUUAGAAUCUGCACUGGAACAUCUGAAAUUACUGUGUGACCGGAGACUGACUCUCCAGCAAAAGGAACAUGAGCAAAAAAUGCAGUUGCUGAUACAUCAUUUCCAAGAGCAAGAUGGAGAAGGCAUUGUAGAAUCUUUAAAAAUAUAUGAAGAUAAAAUCCAGCAGUUGGAAAAAGACCUUUAUUUCUAUAAGAAAACCAGCAGAGAUCUUAAGAAGAAACUUAAAGAAGUGGCACAGGAAGCAGUUCAGUGGCCACCAGCAUUACCAGAACAGGACAAGGCAUUAUUUACCACGGAAAAUACUUAGAACAAAUUUGAAAAUUAAAGAACAAUGAGGUUGAGUAUGAAAUAUUAUUCCAAAAGAACGUUAACUCAAAUAAAGGUUGCUGCAAAUAAUAUCUUCUGUAAUAUAAAUGCUAGGGUUAUUCUUCAG